Molecule: messenger RNA, 3181 nt
Organism: Spirometra erinaceieuropaei
Lineage: Eukaryota; Metazoa; Platyhelminthes; Cestoda; Diphyllobothriidea; Diphyllobothriidae
Source: the annotation of a GenBank genome assembly
AUGGGAAUGGGCGUGCGCUCGUGCAUUCAGUUUUUGUUACUUAGUACUCUAUGCGCAGGUAAUGUGCAUGACAGCAUAUAACUGAACAUACAAAUAUAAUUCGAUAGUUAGAUUUUGACUCCGUGGCAUAUGCCGCCGAAUAUUCGAAGUCAAAAUCCAGUAGCACAAUGUGGCAUAUAUGCAUAUAUGCCACUUCAUCGAGACAUUUUAGCAAUACAUUAUUGACUGCGGUAAAAGUUAAAAUACUUUUUAAUUUUACAAACACAAUUAGUCCUGUCAGUAAUGGUCCUGAGAAAAUUCUUAUUAGAAUAUUUUAUUUGCAGCUAGUUUUUGCGAUGGCGAACCGAGUGUGUCGGUAGGCAAGCUGGCUGAAGCGUACGUCAAACUAUGUAUAUAAUCUAUAACAUAUAUACCAAUAUUUUGUAAAUUUUUCUAAUCAUUUACAUUAUUACUCCAACCAAACAGUGUCCGUUUAUCAUCGUCAGGUCUGCUCAGAAUUCAGAGUAGACUAAUUUAGCAGGCCAUCUUAACACAUGUAAGAACAUCCUUAGUAGAAUAGAGAAAAGAUCACAUUCUGGAUUACAAACUAAAAAAUUCCCAUUCAGACCACCGUGCACGCUGCUUUUUAUCGAACGUCUUGACGAUACACCUCACCCAUUGAUUUACACAUGAAGUAUAAUCAUGUAGAUGCAUUUAAAAUAAAAAUCUGCAUAUACAAUAAUAAGUUAGCUUAUUAUUGUGAGUACAGAUUUUUAUUUACAUGCAUUUAAGUCAGGCAAUUCACUACAAAUAGCCUUUUGUGCGAAUGAAUGCAGUUUUGCAUAAUUUGACCAAACGAAUAGGGAACGGUUUAGCAGAUAUUCUGAAACAAAAAUGCAGACAAGAAUUGAAGUUAAUAAUAUCAGAUAAUACGCGGACUACAAUUUGGGCAUAAGCUAAUAAAUCAGCGGUUCCUUAACUUCUGUUAUAAAAGUAUCCCUAUAUAGGCGAUUUAAAUAUAUAUAGACACAUUCGUUCAACUGUGAUUAAUUUUUUUACUAGUCUAAGCUAAGUUUACUACAUCAAUCUAAGUUGCGAAUAUAUCUGACAAGCAUAAAUGCUUUCUUUGAAAGCCCGCAUUGUCUUCCAACACAAAAUUCUGAGCCCGCUUACUUAAAAUUGCGCAAGAAUGUGCACAGAAUAUGUGCUUUUAUUGGGACUCCGGACAUGGUGUUUACAAACACCAAUGGCACAAUCGCUAAGGGGCAAACAACUUUAAAAAUAUCGGGGAGUCAUUUAUUCAAGUACUAUUUUCUACAGGCUAGCUAAAUAAAAAAACCCUCAUUCCGCCUAUCACUUUUACUGUAUGUUUGAGGAUUUUCAACCGUUUGCACAACUUGUAUACCCAUCUGUAAAAUAUUUAUUUCUCAACUACUCGUUUACGUCUAUAUUUAGUGAGUAAAUGUCCCGCAAGAUUUGCCACGUUUUAUUUUAAAAGCUGCAUAUUAAAAUAGAACUCUUCUUGAACAUUCUCUCACCGAUGCCAACUAACUGGGGUCUACUUGCUUAUUUUUUAUCAUAACAGCAUAAUACAGAGUUUUUUUAUUUUGCAAUGGGACACUUUAAUAGCAUACUCUCCAAGUACUUUAAAUAUAAGUAAAGGACUGCACGGUAACAUGCUAUCAUGCAAGGCCUGCUUACAUCAUAAUUAGCUGCAUCUGUUUGCGGCUUUUUUGAGAAGGAAAUAAUAGGUUCCGAUCACAUUUCAUAUUCACAUAGUCAAGCGAUGCUAUACUGACAAGUAGCCCUGCGUGGUAUCAUAAAGUCUGAGACAACAAACUUUUGACAAAAAAAUAUUUGAUGCCAUCUGGCAGAAUUUGCUGUUGUUUGCCUUUGGCGUAUUGUAGAAUACCUUUUAGCACUCCUACAAGGUACCCUAGGGGUUUCAGAAUUGGAGAUACCUAAACAGCCCGAUGUUUUAGGCAUAUCAGUGUUAGCCAAAAUCACACUAUUUCACUCGGACUGUUUAAGCAUACCUUUAUAAAACUCCACAUUUCAAACAUGUUUUCUAUACAUGUUAUCUAGAAGAAAGGCAGGAGUUUACACUGGGGAGAACAUCAAAGCUACAGGUAGGUACAAAUCUUAUUAAAAACAAAUUUUCAAUGUCAAUAAUAAUGAUGCAUUUGUACAAUGAGAGUGAUAUGCUACUAUGCUGCACCACCAAAUAAGUUUAAGGCGAACCCUCCCGCACUGACCGACUUGAUUUGUGUUCCUUGAUGGUUACAGUGGUAUAAAAAUAUAAACAAUGGGAUAAUAUAAAAGGGAUUUUUGUUAUACAAAUUUGCGCAAAAUUCUCAUGACACAAGUGAAUCUCUCCGUUGCAUGCUUGUUACAGUAUUCGUUGAUUAAAAAGAUAUGAAAGUAAGUACAUUUGAAUCAGCACCAGGUCCAAAAAAAUACGUUUUAAAAAAAGAAUAAAGCUAAUUAAAAAGGCCAUUUAUGUUAAAUCAAGUACAAUGUAUGCAGCCAGUUUUUCAGACUGUCCGCGGUAUAUUAUUUACAGCUCAAAUUAUUUUACUUUUGUUAUUCAGCAUUUGAAGCCAUCGGACAAAGCUAUGACAUUGUAGUCACAAUGAAUCCUCCGGAUGCAUUGACGGCCACAUUCAAGGCGUUUAUCGUUCGACAGGAAGGCAAUAAAAAGAGCUGCACAAUGGGUUUAAAGGACAAUAAGCUUUCAUGUGUGAUUUCGCAACUUCUGCCUAAUUCCACUUACCUGGUUGCUCUAGAGGCCUGCACUCAAGAUGAGAUUUGUGUUGCGUACGGCAACAAUCUCAGUGUUCGGACGAGACCUGGAGGUAAGACGUAAAUCACUUUGAGGAUUUGCUUAAAGAGAUCACUUUGAACACAGUUUUAAUUGCUAGAUCAUAGCUAUUUAAGAUUCGCUGUUGCUCUUAAAUAGAUAAAUAAAUAAUAUUGCAAAGGGUCCUUCCAAAAUUUGAUACAUUUUUAGUAAAGAAUGCGAAUGCCGACACUGGUUUUUCCGAGGGUUCAUAGAUUAGAUCUGAAAACUAGUAUUAUUUGCAUAUAAAAAAUUCGCAGUUGCGAUCUACUGACUGUGCAGAAUAACAGAUACUGUGUUUUUUGGUGAUUCCAUGGUUAAUUCUGCUUCAUAUUUCGUUCAGAUAUUGGGCUAGUGACUUGA